UUUAGACACACCAUCUUUGCCAGCAACACGUCCUCCCUGCCGAUUUCUGACAUUGCCAGCUCCACUGACAGGCAGGACAGAUUUGGUGGCCUCCACUUCUUCAACCCAGUCCCUAUGAUGAAACUUGUGGAGGUUAUUGGAACUUCAGCUACAAGUCAAGAGACCUUUGACGCCCUCUUCAACUUCAGCAAAGAGCUUGGAAAAACACCAGUUUCCUGCAAGGAUACUCCAGGAUUCAUUGUAAACAGGCUGCUUGUUCCUUACAUAAUGGAGGCCAUUCGUCUGCACGAGAGGGGUCAUGGAUCCAAAGAGGACAUUGACAUUGCAAUGAAACUCGGUGCAGGUUAUCCCAUGGGACCAUUCGAGCUUUCGGAUUAUGUUGGAUUAGACACAAUGAAAUUUAUCAUGGACGGUUGGAGUGCUAAGGAUCCUGACAACCUGCUCUUUACUCCGAGUGAGUUGUUGAACAAGUUGGUUGCUGAAGGCAAAUAUGGCAAAAAGAGGAGAAGGAUUUUACAAGUACAAGUGAAAUGUCCUCCUCGGAGACACUGGUCACUGUGACACUGAAAAGAAAUACUUAGAGGUUCAAUAAUGCAUUCAAACACUAAAGGUGCCUUUUGUGUUGUAGUGUGUUCACAAUUGUGAGUCCAGUUUUGUUUGAAUAAAUCCUUCCAUGGUGUUCACAAA
Molecule: messenger RNA, 687 nt
Organism: Cynoglossus semilaevis (tongue sole)
Lineage: Eukaryota; Metazoa; Chordata; Actinopteri; Pleuronectiformes; Cynoglossidae
Product: hydroxyacyl-coenzyme A dehydrogenase, mitochondrial-like
Biological process (GO): fatty acid beta-oxidation
Cellular component (GO): mitochondrion
Molecular function (GO): NAD+ binding; (3S)-3-hydroxyacyl-CoA dehydrogenase (NAD+) activity
Source: RefSeq, a predicted model, not a curated record